AUGGGUACAAUGGUGUCAUUACCGCCAAGCCCUGAACCAGAAGGUGCUUCAACAAUCUCGGAACGCCUUUUACUUACGCUUGCUCAGAAACCACUACGAAUGACCAAUAUGCUACACAUGACCAGGAUUAUAAGUGAUUGCAGUUCAGAAGAAAAAUUACAAUUAUUUCAAGCUGGUGUCCUUAGACGAAUAUGCGAAAAGAUAGCCGAAUGUGGCGGCAUUAAUAAACAAAACAGGUCAGAAUUUGUUCACAGUGAAAGAAGGAGAGGACAACAAUCAUCUACAAGGACAAGCAAUUACACAGGACACAUCCAGAAAGGUGUCGGCUACGGAUAUGGUUCGACUCGUAGCCGAUGGAAUAUCGAACGGACGAUAGAAGAGCGUCUAAUCCGGGAGGAGCAUCUCAUUUGGCUACUAAAUGCUGUAACAGCAUAUAUCUACUGCGCGUCACCGGACUUUUCCACCAAUGAGCAUUUGCAUUUCAUAGAUCGAUUUCCGGUUCAUAUCAGUAAGCCAGUUGUCCGAGAACUGAGCGAGUCAGCUAUCAUUCCGUUGCUUGAAUAUCAUCUUAACAAUGAUAGUGUUUUCGACGUUAGCGAACGUACAGAACUAUAUCAGGCGCUUCUGGAGACAGCAGCGGCAAUGUCUGUAGUGCCGGCUUUGGUACCGUACUUGGUGCAUCCUGUUAACUGUUCUCGUUCGAUUGCUAAAGAUUUAAUGAUACGAUUCUCGAACACAAUGGCCUCAUAUCCCAAUUCUUUCAAAGGCCAAAUGGGUUCACUGGAUUUUAGGUUUAUCGAUUUUAUCACCAAAGUACAACAGUACUCAAAGGUUCUGAUAGCUGCUGCUUACCGAUAUGAGCAAGAUAUUCCGGUCGAAGAACGAGUAAGGACAGUAGCAAUGAGAAUUGAGAACGAUGAAGCACUGCUGUUGGGAAAAUGCGAUGAAGAGAUGUCUGCUGAAAAAGAAAAUCUAUCAAUUCUUUACUAUAGAACUUUGAAAAAUAUUCAAGUGCAAACACUCAGAUUUAUCGGUGAUUAUGGCAAACUUACGGUACCGUUUACAUUCAAGAAGGAAGUGCGUAACGUGAAUCCGUUCUCAUCAUCUCUGAAAGAAAGGACAAAAAGAAUUGCUAAGGAACUUGCGUCAAUGCCAAACAGCUUACCUUUGAAUGCUAGCAAUAGCAUAUUUGUUUGCUUGGAUGAAGGACGAUGUGACAUUGUCAAAGUGCUUAUCUCGGGACCAGAUGACACACCUUAUCAGAAUGGCCUCUUUGAAUUUGAUGUUUUCUUUCCAACAAGCUAUCCGUUUUCGCCACCAAAAUGUGCUUUUCUGACCACUGGCGAAGGGGAUGUGCGCUUUAGUCCAAAUCUUUACAAUGAUGGUAAAAUUUGUUUAUCGAUACUAGGUACAUGGGAAGGACGGCCAGAGGAGAAAUGGAACGCACAUUGCUCUCUAUUACAAGUGCUUAUUAGCAUUCAGGGUUUAAUACUCGUGAAGGAGCCAUAUUUCAACGAACCUGGCUUUGAGAAGUAUCAAGGAACUGCGAAAGGUGACGGAUAUUCAAAACGUUAUAAUCUUCAGGUCGAAUAUGCAACACUAACUUACGCAAUUAGAGAACAAGUUAGAAAUGGCCCUUCGUAUUUCAAGGACGUUAUUAAGCGUCAUUUCUGGCUCAAACGUCACAGAGUCAUUGAGCAAGCACAAAACUGGCUUAGAGAAAUGAACAAAUAUACACCCGAAAUCGAGAAACAUUUACGAAAGAAUAGACGAUUGCCGUUUGAUACAGCGACUAACUUCUUCGCACAGGAGCAGAUGAUUUGUCAGAUUAUUGAAGAUUUCCGAAAAAUGAGCACCAGCAGUAGGCAAUGUAAGUUCAUUCUUUUUAUCUAUACCUCUAUAGAGAAAGGGAAAAUAAGGUUACUCACUGUAGAACUAAACGUGUAA
This is a messenger RNA of Loa loa (African eye worm), 1947 nucleotides long. Its product is annotated as ubiquitin-conjugating enzyme family protein. Gene Ontology annotation, cellular component: nucleus. The record is from RefSeq and is a predicted model, not a curated record. Bases 1 to 1947 code for a protein of 648 amino acids. The transcript has 12 exons. NCBI's taxonomy places the organism in Eukaryota, Metazoa, Nematoda, Chromadorea, Rhabditida, Onchocercidae. Gene Ontology annotation, biological process: negative regulation of apoptotic process. Gene Ontology annotation, molecular function: cysteine-type endopeptidase inhibitor activity; ubiquitin conjugating enzyme activity.